Messenger RNA from Cordyceps fumosorosea ARSEF 2679, 1170 nucleotides. RefSeq lists its product as hypothetical. The record is from RefSeq and is a predicted model, not a curated record. The coding region runs from base 1 to 1170 and encodes 389 amino acids. Lineage: Eukaryota; Fungi; Ascomycota; Sordariomycetes; Hypocreales; Cordycipitaceae. The transcript has a single exon.
AUGUCUGGGGUCUACGAUGAGCACUCGUCCCGCGCCACCCGGCAAACGGACGACUCGCGUCGCCACCGCGACGACAGACGGUCUCGUUCGCCCGGCCGUGCGCCCAGGCGGCGGUCCAGAGACGCGGGCCAUGAACGCAAGAGGACUACGGAGCGUAGACGCCAAGAAGACGAUGCCUCGACCUCACGGCGGCAUCGCUCGCCACACAGACACCACCACCGACGCAAAGAGCGCGACUCGCCCGCGGUUGUGGCACAGCCGCCCGCCACCCUGCCCUUUGACGCCCGCGCGCUGACCAAAGGCGACCUGCGCAAGUUCGAGCCUUUGCUUGCGCACUACCUCGAUCUGCAGAAGCAGAAGUACAUGGACGACAUGGACGACCGCGAGGUCAGGGGCCGCUGGAAGAGCUUCAUGGGCAAGUGGAACAGGGGCGAGCUGGCCGAGGGCUGGUAUGACCCGGCCAUGUUCCAGAGGAUCCUGGAAUCGUACGCACAGGACGAUCUGGACGCGCCAACAGGGCGGCCAGAGCCGGACAGGGGAGGCGGGAGAUAUUCACGGGCAGAGGAGCAUCAGCAACACAGUGACCUUGAUGCCGACGAUGCCGACGAUGCUGGAGAUGCCGAUGCCGAUGCCGACGACUCUGAUUACGGGCCGGCCCUACCUGCAGCAUCCUCUCGCCGGGGCAAGCGCAUCGGCGUCGGCAUCCCAUCCAAGGACGACCUCGCCCUGCGCGAUGAGACCCGGGCGGAGGACCGCGAAGCCGCGCGUCAGGACCUGCGCGCCGACCGCCGCGCCGACCGCAAGCUGCAAAAGGAGCGCCUGGACGAGCUCGCGCCCCGGGCCGAGGCGGGGACCCGCGAGCGCCAGCUGGAGAAGAAGCGCGAGGUCGGCGACAAGAUGCGGCAGUUCCGCGAGGGUGGCAGCCCCGGGCCGAUGGCGGCGGCCAACGAAGCGGAGCUGAUGGGCGGCGGGGACGCGCUGGCCGAGUACAAGCAGCGCAAGGUGGAGGAGCAGCGGCGCAAGUCGGAGCGCGAGGUGCGGCGCGAGGAGCUGCAGCGCGCCAAGGAGGAGGAGAUGGAGGAGAGGAGGCGGCGGUGGCAGGAGAGGGAGGAGGGCACGAUGAGCAUGCUGCAGGAGCUGGCAAGGCAGCGAUUCGGGCCAGGCAGCUGA